UCCAGUGACGGCUCAUUACGGGGGGUUUGGCUGAUGGAGCUGAUGGAGAGGAGGAGCCGUGGAGCUGCUGGACGCCUGCAGCUGCUGAUCCGACCGCAGUCAUGGAGAACGUCUUCAGAGGACUGAGCGCCGCCGCCUUCCUCAACACCUGGACGCAGUUCAGCCACGAUGACGGAUUCAUCGAGCGCAGGAAACUCGACGACUUUCUACUCCGCUUGAUGAAGACGCUGAAGAUUCGUGACGUGUCGGCGCAGCAGCUGCAGGCGCUCAGAGAGACGCUCGUGUCCCGCUGUGACGUCACAGGAGACGGACGCCUGCUGAUGGAGCAGGUGGCAGCUGCGCUUCUGCCGGAUCAGGAGAACUUCCUGCUUCUGUUCCGCCGGGAGACGCCGCUGGACAACAGCGUGGAGUUCAUGAGGAUCUGGCGCUGCUACGACACCGACAGCAGUGGAUACAUCUCUGCUGUGGAGCUGAAGAGUUUCCUGCGGGAUCUUUUCCAUCAGCACAACAAGCAGAUCACUACAGCCAGACUGGAGGAGUACACCGACACCAUGAUGAAGAUGUUUGACAAAAACCAGGACGGGCGUUUGGAUCUGAAUGAUUUGGCGAGGAUCCUGGCGCUGAAGGAGAACUUCCUGCUGAAGUUUGAGAUGGAGGCCUGUAGUCAUGAUGACCGACGGAGAGACUUUGAGAAGAUCUUCGCUCACUAUGACGUGAGUAACACGGGUGCUCUGGAGGGUGCGGAGGUCGAUGGUUUUGUCAAAGACAUGAUGGAGUUGGUGAAGCCCAAUCUCAGCGGCUCGGACCUGGACAAGUUCAAGCAGGUCCUGCUGGGUCAUUGUGACAUCAACAGAGACGGAAAGAUCCAGAAGAACGAGCUAGCGCUGUGUCUGGGGCUCAAACUCAAUCCCUGAACGAGCGACUGUGUGUGUGUGUGUGUGUGUGUGUGUGUGUGUGUGUGCUGACAGUAAUUAGUGGUCAGUCGUGUGUGUCUUUCAUUAGUGUGUCACUCCACUACAUCACUGUGUGUGUGUGUCGGGUGAUCAUUAAUCAGGCAGAUCAGUGAUUACUACUCAUUAAAGGUCAAACUCAAUCUCCUCCAUCAGCUCAUGAUCUCACACCGAUGGAUUACGGAUCAAAUCAAGACUUCUAUUUAAGGACCGCUCUGCAGUGAAUGGGUGCCAUCAGAAUGAGAGUCCAAACAGCUGAUAAAAACAUCACCAGUAAUCCACACCACUCCAGUCCAUCAGUUCACAUCUUGAGAAGACAAAAGAUGAAGCAAAUCUAUCAUUAAGACAUCCAUAAUCCAUAACAACACUUCCUCCAGUGAAUCAUCUAGUGCAUUUUUAUUUCUAAUAUAUACGUGUAUGAGGCAUUAAACUUACUUUUUGGUCAUAAACGUUGUUUAUUUGUAAUCAAUUUUAUGGAUAAAUCCAUUUUGAUGUGAAUGAAUAGUGGACAAACAUAGACCCUCCCUUCAUUUCAUCUGGUUAUUUUUGUUCUCAGUUUAUUAUCUUGAAGUACAUAAAUUAAUUUUAAUUGAACUUCGUUUCUGUUAUUAGCUAUGGUAAUAUUUGUAUUAUAAGAAUGUUUUGCAUGAUCUGAAUUGCUAUUGUACAUGUGCAAGAUUAGUGCUCAAUAAUAAUAAGAAAAGGAUGAUAAUAAUAAUCAGAAACACUGAGAUCUUUUAAAUACUGAGCUGUUCAAUAGUUUUAACACAUUUAAAGGCCAGAAAAUAUGAAUAUUACUGUUAUUUUUAUGUUCUCAUCUGUC
Molecule: messenger RNA, 1773 nt
Organism: Labeo rohita (rohu)
Lineage: Eukaryota; Metazoa; Chordata; Actinopteri; Cypriniformes; Cyprinidae
Product: secretagogin
Exons: 11
Coding region: 102-914 (270 amino acids)
Biological process (GO): regulation of long-term synaptic potentiation; regulation of presynaptic cytosolic calcium ion concentration
Cellular component (GO): dendrite; cytosol; nucleus
Molecular function (GO): calcium ion binding
Source: RefSeq, a predicted model, not a curated record